Messenger RNA from Musca domestica (house fly), 3957 nucleotides. RefSeq names its product inhibitory POU protein. The coding region runs from base 1070 to 2209 and encodes 379 amino acids. Lineage: Eukaryota; Metazoa; Arthropoda; Insecta; Diptera; Muscidae. The transcript is spliced from 9 exons. The record is from RefSeq and is a predicted model, not a curated record. Gene Ontology annotation, biological process: regulation of transcription by RNA polymerase II. Gene Ontology annotation, molecular function: RNA polymerase II cis-regulatory region sequence-specific DNA binding; DNA-binding transcription factor activity, RNA polymerase II-specific.
GAGACCUUUCCGUGUGGCAGACGCCACACUGGCCAUUCGAAAAGGGGGUGGACCGUGCGCCUGGGCACGCCUCUUAUAAAUUAUGGAAACAUGUCCUCCCCAAAAUAAACUGGAGUUAGUAAAACUCAUCAUAGAAUUCUUUAUCACACGGCCGUUGUCUAGUUGUGAAAUCUGUUCGGGUCCGUUUAGUUUAAACAAUAGCAGCAGAUACUUACACUUACUUACAGUUACUGGCGUGACAACCUGCUUGCUAGCUUGCUUGCCUGCCCGAUUACUUCUUGUUGUUCUUCUUCUUCGACAUCUGGUGGCAACUCACUGGUGGGCCAGCCAAAUACUUCUUGAGAUACAAUAAUUAUACCCAUAACAGUGCGUGUUUGUUAUCCAAGCCAGUUAACCAACCAGCCCGUCAUCCAGUCAGCAGACCAAACAUCCAACCAAAACAGCUUACUUCAUAAUUUAUCAAGCUUAUUUGUGAUUCAUAGUUAGUAUUCGUUAUUUCAUUAUCAAUUGUGAUCAAUUUUAUAAUUAAAGUUUCAUAUCUGGCGGUAACGGAGACGACGUAAGCGGCAAAAAAUCGAAGAAAAGAAACGAGAAAUUAUCCAAAUGCCAACAUUCCGACGCUGAAAUUGGGAUAUCACUCAAAUUGGCAAGGAUAUGCGCCAUAUUUAGUAGAAAACCAAGUAACAACUCCAUUUAACUCAAUCCUAAGAAGAAGAAAAAAUCAUUUACGUGUUUUCGCCCAAAUAAUUGUACAUUAAAAAAUUUAAGAAAGCAGUUCCACAACUGAAAACGGAUAACGUUCGCGUGUGCAAUCUCUCUGGAAAAUUAAAAAAAAAUCCAUUAUUAGUUAAAAGGAAUUUUUUUCGACGGCAUAGCAAUAGAAGAAGCCGCCAUUUUUACCGGCUCCAACUUAAAUACCUUUUUGAUUUAUUACUAAUUUGUGUUGUCCUGCUCGAAGGAAGCAGGAUUUGUGCUUGAAAUUGUAUAAAAGUGCUUCAAAAUUUACUCGCCAACGACAUUUGACGCCUCCAGGGCGUUCAAACUAGAGGAAGAUUUCGUGGGAGGCUGCAUGACCAUGUCGAUGUAUUCAUCGACGGAUAAAAUGAAAAUGUCGGCGCCCAGCUGUUUUCCCGGUCGCUACAGUCCUUCCUACCGAAGUUCCGACCAAAUGCGGCGAUGUAUGCCAAAUCCAUCGAGUCGCUUGUUAGAAGACGCAUCCCUUCUAUGCAAUUCAUGGUCAGCACGUCAAAAUGGUGAUAUAUUUGCUGGUAUCAAUGAUGGUAUACUAAGUAGAGCAGAAGCUCUAUCCGCGAUGGAUAUAGGCAAACAUCAAGCAUCACAUGUACAUCCCUCACAAAUGACCUCCCAAAUGAAACAUGAUGUUAUGUACCAUCACCAUAGUAUGGGAGCGCCUCCACAAAGACCAUUGCAGAUGCACCCCACAAUGGAUCAAUUGGAUAUGUUGGAUCCAACGGGUUCGAUGACAACCUUAGCACCCAUUUCAGAAACGCCUUUAACACCUACGCACCAGCACUUACAUGGAUCCUAUCACAGUAUGAACCAUAUGAUGGGUCACCAUCAUCCGAGCGGUUUAAGUGGACAUUCUGCGGGACACCAUGGACAUUCGGCAGUACAUCAUCCUGUGAUAACGGCAGCUGUUGCGGCGGCUGGCCUUCAUCCUGAUACCGACACAGAUCCCAGAGAACUCGAAGCCUUUGCGGAGAGAUUUAAGCAACGAAGGAUAAAAUUAGGUGUCACACAAGCCGAUGUCGGCAAAGCACUAGCGAAUUUAAAGUUACCUGGAGUUGGGGCUCUCUCACAAAGUACAAUAUGUCGCUUUGAAAGUCUCACGCUGUCGCACAAUAAUAUGAUUGCCCUAAAGCCCAUUUUGCAGGCGUGGCUAGAAGAGGCGGAGGCUCAGGCGAAAAACAAGCGAAGAGAUCCUGAUGCCCCCAGUGUACUUCCUGCCGGCGAAAAGAAAAGAAAAAGGACUUCCAUUGCGGCACCUGAAAAGCGAUCUCUGGAAGCGUACUUUGCCGUUCAACCGAGGCCAUCUGGUGAGAAGAUAGCUGCCAUUGCCGAGAAGCUGGACCUGAAGAAGAAUGUGGUACGAGUCUGGUUCUGUAAUCAGAGACAAAAACAAAAACGUAUAGUUAGCAGCGUUACACCCUCGAUGACUGGACACGGAUCGGCGGGGUUUGGUUACUGAUAGCCGAUGUUCCCUGGAGACCACUACAUGUAGAUUUCCUCCUACCCUCACUAGACGCUCGACAACACCCGGCCCCAUACCCGAUGGAUGUGAGCACCCCCGAUCCCACGGUGACCCUGGAGGAGACCAACACCAGCGAGCGUGCACUUAUUAUUUACAUCGAUCUAAAUUACGGAUUCACCCUCAAUAUGCCAACAAUCAAAUGCGAUUAUUUAUGGAACGAUCAAUGCAAACAAUGGACCAACAUAUCAAAUGCAAUAACAUUACAAGUAAAGAUACAUUUUUAAAAUUGAGACCUACGACAUUGCCGUGUAUAGUGAAUAUUAUUCUUGUGCAAGCACUUCGGAAACCUUCAAGGAAUUUCGGAUUGUAUUUUAAGUUUAGUUUUUUUUAAUGAAAGGCAUUGUCGUGGGCUCUAUGCUUCCUUUAGAGUACUACCUACAAAGCAAUUAACUGAAAUUAAACUACGAGAUAAAUGAUACCAACAGAACUGCAACUGGCCGAUACCAUAGAAGAGAAAUGUCAUUGGAACUUCAUGCGAAAGCAGCACUCAAGCACUCGGAAAUGCAACGAAUUUAACAUGUUGCCAAACUAUAUGUAUAACAAUUAUUUAUUAAUUUCAUUGUAGACAUGGGAGGAGAGGAGGAGGCUGUCGAUGAUCACGACAGCGAUGUUAAUGGUGACGAUUAAGUUGACGACGAUCACCGAUCGUCCGAUUCCGAACUGUUAGCAAUUUUCAAUAAAUUUUUACAAAAUACUCCUAAGACUAGAGAUGUACAGAACACAAAAUUUAUAUAUUGAAACUCUACUAUUAGAAUAUGUAUGUACAUAUUCCUAUACAGAGACUUACAUACAUACCAACCUAUGUAUAGAAGCGCAUACGUACAUACAUAUGCUAAAACAUUUAUGUGCGAGAUAGAUUCUCCAGACAUAACACACAAAUAUAAAUAACAACAAUAAACAAAAAGAAAAGAUACAUUUUGAAAAGAGAAAAAGAAAAUUAAUUAAAUUAUCAGAUUAACUUUUAAGUAGUUUUGUAUCUACAUAAGUAGCAAUAAAUUUUAAUACCCCAAUUGAAAUUUUAAUUUUAAUUUCGAUUCCGAUAAGCAGUAUUCUUUACCAUCUAUUUUUGAAUAUGUAAAUAUGUAAUUUGAAAACUAAAAAAAAGAAAGAGAAGCAUAAAAGAAAAAUAACAAAUUAAAGAGAAUAAAAAUCAGUAACUUGUUAAUUUCAAUUAAAUGCUAACCGUAGAUGUACUCCUAUCUAAUAUAGAGGAUAAUAAAAUUUAGUUAAAAGCAAUGGCAUUCAAUUUUCUGUGUCUGAAGACAUUUGAUUGCAACAAGGAAAUCCGCUCUCGGCCAUUAUUUUAAUCAGUUUAAUCAUCAGAAGAAAUGGUUCGAAAAGUAAGAUCGAAAACCUCGUCGCAGUGGCCGAAAAAUGGCUCAUGAGCUGAACAUAUCGCAACAUUCCAUUUGGCAAAUAUUGAAAAAUGAGCUCGGGAUAAAGCCAUUGAAAUUCCAAAAAGUGCAAGAGCUUACACCGCAACAGAAAGAAAAUAGAAUUAAAAAAAGCUAAAGAGUUGCUUCGCUUGGCCGAAAUACAAAAGUGUCGAUCACCUCAAGCAAGCGCUUCGCCGGGAAUGGGCCAAAAUACCGCAGAGCAACAUUCGGGCAGCGUGUGACUGUUUCAUUGGCCGUUUGAAGGCUAUAAUUCGUGCCAAAGUUGACCAUUUCGAACAAAUCUGAACA